UGUGUUUUCGACACCAAGAUAGCAACAUGUGUUGUGUCAUGAAUAACAAAUUUGCUUUAUUUUGUGUUUUAUUUUUAUCGUUGGUGUCUGUUGAGACAUUUUUAACAAAGCAAGAGCUUGCAAUUGAGUGCCGGCGGUUUGACAAAUCGAUCGAUUAUAAUGAACAAAUUGUUGCAUUAAUAUUGGCAAGAGGCGGUUCAAAAGGGAUACGGCAUAAAAAUAUAGCGCAAAUCGUUGAUGUUUCAUUGUUGGGUCGAGCAUUACGAAUCAUUGGCAAUUGCCGUAAUUGCUUUCAAGAGGUAUGGGUGUCAACUGACAAUGAAUUGAUUGCUCGGGAAGCACGUCGUUAUAAUGCAAACGUACAUUAUCGGAGUGAAUAUUCGGCACGUGACGAAGCCACUUCAAUUGAAUCGAUACAGGAAUUUUUAAACGGUCAUUUGCACAUCCGUAACAUUGCGUUGAUACAAUGCACAUCCGUUUUUAUCUAUGAAUAUUAUUUGGAAAUGGCUGUAAAAUUAUUCAAUGAACCAAAUGUCGAUUGCGUUUUUUCUGUUCAAAGAAACUGGAAAUUACGAUGGAAACAAAUUGAAAAUUCAAAUCGAUUGACCGCAAUUAAUUUUGAUCCAAAAAACCGACCAAGACGGCAAGAUUCGAGUGGAGAAUUAGUAGAAACGGGAAUGUUUUAUUUCAUGCGACGCAACUUAGUUGAGAAUGAAGGACUUCUUCAGAAUGAUAGGUUUGAAUUUUAUGUCAAUUCGUUGAAAUCGAUAGUGAACAUUCUCUAGAAAUUGACUAUCCAUAUCAAUUACUGGUUGCCAAUAUUUUAGUGAAAAUGGUGAACUUGUAAUGGACUUUUUACAAUGUCAACUCAUAAAACUUUUUUUUUAUUUUUCAUUAAUACGUACAAACAUUUUUAAUAAAUUCUUUUUUCAAAUGUAAUUUAUUUACUCAAAUUGUUUUGUGAUAAAUGACUCGUAUAAAAUUGGCUGACAUUUAGAAUUGAAGAGUAAUAUGAUGUUGAUAAACUUCUUUCAAACUAAUUUACUACACUGUUAUAUAUACAAAUAUUUCUUUGUAUGUUUUUUUUUAUUUCUAUCGAAUUAUUCAAAGCAAAUCUACUGCAAAUAUUAGAAAAAUGAUGAAAAAACAUAAACAACUCGAUCAGCGACGAUAAACUAUAGAAGGUGACUACUACAUACACAACUAACGACGUCGCUCGUGCCCCACAUACCUCCACCGACUCAACAGCAGUAGUGAUGCGUGUAUAGUUGUCGACCUUCAAAUAGUCGCCGUUGGUUAUCAAUGUUUUAAUUUUUGUUUUUAUCCAUUUUGAUAUAAAUUUAAUUUUUUUUGAAACCUCUCUCUAAUAAUACUAAGAGUGGAUGUUAUCUACUACUAAAUAACAAUAAAGGAUUUUUCACUUUCACCAAA
Molecule: messenger RNA, 1431 nt
Organism: Contarinia nasturtii (swede midge)
Lineage: Eukaryota; Metazoa; Arthropoda; Insecta; Diptera; Cecidomyiidae
Gene: Csas
Product: N-acylneuraminate cytidylyltransferase
Exons: 4
Coding region: 27-785 (252 amino acids)
Molecular function (GO): N-acylneuraminate cytidylyltransferase activity
Source: RefSeq, a predicted model, not a curated record